AUGGAUAAGAUACCAACUGUCACAUAUACUGCCGAAGAAGUUUCAGAAUGGCUUAAAUCCAACGGCUUUGAAGCAUUCUGUGAUACAUUUAAGGGUGAGUUUGCUGUAAAUUUUAAUUAUUAUUACAGUAUUUAAUCAUCAUGUGUUUAUAAUCAUUAAUCUCGUCUGUUUGUGAAUGCAUUCUUCUAUUAUUCACCACAAAUGUAUUAAUAAGAUUAUUUUCUUUAUACUUUGUUAUCGAACUAGAUGAAGAUGUUGACGGCGAAGCGUUCGCUUGCCUUUCCGAAACUGCGCUCGGGUCUCUUGUGGACAAAGUCGGGCCAAGGAUGAAGCUUUUAAGAAUAAUAAAGCAAAUGAAGAGAAAUGAUGGCGAUUCUGGGUCAUCGGGCGGUAGCAACGUGUCUAGUUGGGAUUUGGAAUCUUUGGAAAGUCCAAAUAGCCAAGAUUUGCCGCGGUCUUCUUCGCCAAUGUCGAGGUAUGUAGAUUGUAUUAGUAUUGACUGAACAUUGUAGGUGAUUAUUAUUAUAUUAAAUAACUUACUCUGUCUAACGUAUUCUUUUACAAUAUGUAAUGCCAGAUCAAGUUCUUGGCACUCAUUGGGUUCAGACUAUAUUUUGAAUAUAAACCCUCCCGAAUAUGGCCCUUCCUGAUUUCUGAAUAUAGGCCCACCUGGUUUGUGUAAGGUCCCAAGCUGGCAUGCUUUGCUAGUUUGCUGUGUUUACAUGAAGCCUGCCAAAAAGCUUGGCACUAUAAAUAGUGUGAUGAAUGGGUCAUUCCAGAAAACAUCCAUACCUCCCCCACAGAGGAAAUUGGAAAUUAACCCCCUACCCCCUUUGGAUGUCCCAAUACACUUACUCAUAUCAGAAAUGCCUCUCCGGACGGCAGAAAAUUCUUCUAUGGGGGGAGUGUGGAUCUUUUGCGGAACGACCCAAUACAUUUUUACAAACUUGAAAUUUGCACUUUUGUGUGAAGAAGUUCCAUGUUAUCGAACUUUAGUAUGUGUUUAUACACUAUGUAUGUUUAUAUUUCUUUUUAUUCGAUCACAGAAUAGUUUACCAAUAAAUGUUGUUAACAUGUGUAUAUACGUCCCCCCCCCCCCCCCAGGUAUAUAUAUAAAGCCCAUAAAAAUUUCUUAUGAAUGAAUAAUAUGCCCAGAGCUUAUAUUCGAAGGUUUAUGGUAUUCACAUCUAGUAAACCCAUUAAGGUUUAUAUGAGUCUGGUUUACUUCCAGUCUGGCCCGCUUAAAUGGGGCGCCUGCCAAUUUUUGCCUGUUGACGUUUCAGCCUGGCUUACGUCUCAUCCCCACUAACCAGGCUCAUCAAUGUAAACAGCCCUUAAGUUGCAAUAGCCCUACUGUAUUAUUUUGCUUUAUGUAAUGCCAGAUAAUUUUAUUCAAUGCAAGACCAUGUUCUGGCACACCAUUAUGUUCAGACUCUGCCCAUAUUGUAACUAUCAACUUUAGUAUGUGUUGUACUAUCACUAAUGUGUGUUUAUAUUUCUUUUCAUUCACAGUAUAGUUUCCCAAAACAUAUUGUUAACAUAUGUAUAUAAUGUUAACAAUAUGUAUUACUGUCGCUCCAAUUGAAGUGUUGCUCAAAUAUAUUUUCAAUAUAUUACCUCGGGCUGACCAAUUCAUUUCAUCAAAUUCCUCGAGAUAUUCAUACACUUCCUAAUAUAAUUGUAAACUUCCUGUUGAAUAGUUUGAAUGCACCAAUCACUUUUGUUGUUUGUACAACUAACCAAUCAUAAAUAGAAAGGAAGUGACCAGAAAUGAUCAAAUACUUGGAAUUGGCUCUUUCACAGGAAGUGUAUGAAUAUCUCGAGGAACUUGAUCAAAUGAAUUGGUCAGCCCGAGGUAAUGUAUUGUAUCAAUAUUUGAGCAACACUUCAAUUGGAACGACAGUAAUGGUAAAUUGCUACAAUUGCUUAUGAACAAAUGUAAGCCUGAGGCUUAUUAUCAGAGGUUUAUUGUUGUAUUAGACAAAUUUAGAUUGCAGAUGUCAAUGGUGUGGAUUAUCUAUACUUGGGAACAACAUGCCAUUUUCAUGUCGUAUUUGAUGUCCAUGUCCUCAACCUAAAUCUGUCUAUUCACAUCUAGUAAACAACCCAUUAAUUUGCAACAAGCCAUACGUGUAUUAGUUUACUUUAUGUAAUGCUAGAUAAUUUUAUUCCUCAAAUGCGAGAUCAAGUUCUGGCACUCUAUUGGGUUCAGACUAUCUGCCCAUAUUGUUAGCUUUGAAUAUAAGCCCCAUCCUCAAUAUAGGCCCACAGGUCUUGUUAUAUGGAGGCGAACUAGCCUGUUACCCAAGAUGGCAUGCUUUGCUGUGUUUACAUGAGACUUUUUCAGGCGAGCUUAUUUUACUUCUCUAAUGAAAGAUCAAAUUCUGGCACUCGUUAGGUUCAGGCUACCUGCCCAUGAAUCUAUUAAACCCCAUUAAGUUGUAUGUAUUAUUUUGCUAUUUGAUUUAAUUACAGUAUUUUUGAACACAUUUUAGUUCUGGAAGCACAAGGCGAACAUGGGUGACGCCAUUUAGUCUCCCGGAACGCUUUCCACCAGUGGUUCAAGAGGCACUGAUGAAGAAUGUGUGCUUGCCUAGGCCAGCUCGUAUAAAGUUUAUCCAGGCUAUUUACGACAGGAUUUGCCUUUUUACCAUGUAUGUAUAUUUGAUUUGUACAGCAUAGGAAUAAAAAGUAUGGUCAAGAAUUAAUGAUAUUUGCUACAUUACAAAUUUACAAUAUUUCAUAUGCAAUUUCAGAAGUAGGUGGCCAAGAAGUUAUAAUGGCCAGCCACCGGUAUAAUAUGGUCAUUGAAGACACAAGACUCGUACAGAAAUGUCAUUUCUUGUAUGUUAGAAUUUAGGCUUUAUUCUGCAACCCUUCCAACUAAUUUUUUUUAUAUUUUUAGUUCACCGACACCUGACCAACGACGAGAUGUGUGUAGAGCAAUUAUCACAACAUUUCCUUUCUUGGCAGAUGUUGGUGGAGGCUAUGUAAGUUAUAUCUGCAUAAUUUUCCAAUUUAAGUCUAAUGAGUCAACUAAGCAUGCAUUCUGUUAAUCUAUUUUAAAAUGACAAUGCACAGUAAUGUGCAAUGCAAUGUACUUGAUGGGUUAAUAUUUAACUUGUUCCAAAUCUUAUGCCAACCAGGUGUCAACAAAAUGUGUGAGCAGGCACCUUUUGGUCAUAUAUCAAUGUUAUUUUGCGCUAUAUAAAUAUUAAAAUUAUUAUUUAUUUUGCCUUUUUAAAAUACUGACAUUUUAACAAUAUUUAGGUAAAAAAAUCGGUGUUUCUUGCAGGCACAUUAUUGAAUUUCGCUCACAGCCACGAAAAAAUAAUGCCAAUUUAUAGUUUGUUUAUUUAACAAAUCUUUAACUCUCAAAUGGGCCCUACUUUAUUAUUUUACUCUAACUGCUGCCACUCAAUGGGUUAAUUGCAAUAUUUUAACAUUGCUCUAGGAAACCUGGUAUCGCCAUUUGGGGGAUAAAGUAAAAAACGAAUUGCGGAAUGAAACCAGCGACCCUGUUGUUCUGGCCAGAAAGAGAAAAUCAGUUGGAGACCCAGAGCUUUCAACAAAAGUCCCAACCAGCAGAAGGGGGAUCAUCAACUGGGACCCCCCAGCAGUUAAUGGAGAGGACGAGGCAACCAAUAGGGCUCAUGUCAGUUGGAUGCAAAAGGAAUACAAGAGGAAGACACCAAACAUGAAUUUGGUGAAGCAAAAAAUGAUGCUCACAUUCUCAUUUCGAAGGAAAUUGGUGAAUGUUGGGAAAAUGUCCCUUAAAGAAAUCGAUUUGACAUAUCCUUUCCUUUUUGAACAUGAACAGGUAUGUGUCUUCUUUAGUACUGAUAGUAAUGGACCUUAGAAGUGCAUACGUCACACAGUUUUGAAUCCAAUAUUUUCCUAAUGUGUCUGCAUUGCAAUUGAUGUAAGUACUUUUAAGGCCUAAAGUGCAGUGUUAGAUAACAACAGCUAUUUGGUUUAACCAAGUGGAGAUGCGCCCUAGUUUAUGAUUUUGCUGUGUAACACCAGAUGAUUUGACUUGUCCCGGGGGGGGGGGAGUGGGUUAAUUGGCACUGCAAGUAAUUUACUUAUGUUCUUUUAAAUGAAAGUAUGUUUUCUAUAUUUUUAGUUGCAGGAUGAGUAUGAACGACUUGUGUCCGACGAAAACGUUAAAAUGAUUUCCAAAAACAUCAACGAACUGGCACCACGGAUUUUGAAGGUGGCGCAGUCAAGAGGGAUCAAGCAGAUGGCGGGGCUAAUCGAGGCAUGUUUGGAGGACAAUGAAGAGGAAGAGGAUACAUUGACAGAUGGUAGGAAUCAAUCAUAUAUAUAUUUCGAGUUAUUUUGUUUUAAGUAAUUUUAUCAAUAUAAUAAUUUAAAAUAUAGCACUUGUAAAUUCUGAACGUCGAUUGACUAAGAGUGUCAACCCGGAAAAUUUAUUUCUAUAUAUUUCUUGCUGCUAUAUUAUAACAAAAAUGUAAAACAUUUUUUCUCCAUUGAUAUACAGUUAUAUCAACACAAAUAGAAAUUGGGAAAACGAGAACUUGUGGGAACACACAGAGGGCGGAGUGUUUUCACACAAUUUCGCUUAAAUUGUAUUUGCUAAAUAUUAAUGAUUUGUUUCUCUAGGUAAUAAUAUAGUUCCGUACAUGCACGAGUAUCCGAGUUCUUGCUGUUUCUGGCCUUGAAACAGCAGCUGGUCAGGGCUCGAAAUGUCAAAGGCUAUUAUGCAUAUUUCAGAAAUGGCAGGUGAAAAGGAUUUUACCUGUCAAGUACAAAAUUUUCUUAUUUUGAGCUCUGGUAUACUAUAUAAGCCCUGGUAGCAUAUCCUCUUAAUGUUUUAUAAAGGCAUGGGGCCGGUUGUUCAAAGGUGGGUUAGCGCUAACCCUGGGUUAAAAUUUAACCUGUUGUUUUAGUUUGUAUAUUUUCUGCACGUCUGUUUAUUGCAAAACUUUAGAGAAGUAAACUCUUAUCGAUCCAGACAAGAUCUCUGAAGAAAUAUUUCCAAAUUUAUAGACAAGCUGUCAGGAAGUUUGAUUUGAAUUUUGUGUCUAACCCAGCUUUGAACAACCGGCCCCUGUACAUUUUUCUUCGCAAUGGGUGGGUAUAAUACGUUUCGUUUUUCUUUUAGAUGAAAAAGUUGUUGUUGCAUUGUCCGUUCUUCCACAUUUGUUGGAGAGGCCAACCAAGAAGAACCCACAUCCGGAAAAUUUCUUGUAUCAGGUAAAAUUAUGUGUUGAAUAGAUUGACUUAACUUAAUGAAUUGGCUCCAAUGUAUAUUUUCAGUCUAAACAAAAACGUCCAUUCACCAUGCCAAUGCACCCUUCUGAAAAGUGUUUAGUCUUGGCCAUUAUUCCCAUUAAGUUUUUCGUGAUUGAGAUGAAUUCCUACAGUUACAGUAUCAGGCAUGGAUCCAGCAUGAUCUGGGGAGGGGGGGGGUGCUCUGCCAGCUCUGGUGCCAAGUUGUGUCGGUCAUGUGUGCCGCCGGACCAUCGACUUCCUUCACUCAGGGUUUUCAGUUUAGGCCGGCGAAUUUCACCAGACUUUUUCAUUCAGCCCCACCCAAAUUGCCAGAGCUUUUACAUCAAUAUAUAAUCCAUGCGCACGAAUUGAUUGGGAAACUUAACUCAGAUGCAGCCUACAUAGUCUAGGCUUUCGCCAUUGCUUCAUCGCCAUUAGUCAAAGCCUCACACAAAACAGAAAUAGCACACCCCCCUGGGGGCAGUAAAUCCAUUCCCGUACAGUAUAUUUAAUUACAAUCUAAUUAAUUACGUUUAUGAGGCUUUUAUAGCCAAAGCUUUUGCUUUUCCAAAAGGUGUACAAUUUACUAUUGUUCCCAGUAAACUGCCAAACGACAGUUUUUUAGGCAGUUUUGUUAGUGACAGUUUUGUCAAUUACAAGGGACAUGUUUGUGCACCUCGUGAUCACAAUUUCUUGCAAGUUUUUUAUUGUCCAAUCAUGUGCGUAAUUUUGACUGCCAGGAUGUCAAACUGAAACUUGCAGUUUUUCACACACCGGUUGCAAGAAAUUGUGAUCACGAGGUACACAAACAUGUCUCGUAAUUGACAAAACUGUCACUGACAAAUCGCCUGAAAGAAACGGUCGUUUCGCAGUUUACUGGGAACAAUAGUACAAGCAAUUGAAAGUUAAUUGCUGCAUGGUUUUCUGUUGGGUGUGGGGUUACGCACGCUAGCGCCCUAUUUAAUUUAACUAAAAGCCUAUUUGAUAUUUUUUUAGACUGCCGAUAACCCAGAAGCGUUGGCAAAAGAGUCGAGCAGCCCGAUGUCUCCAUAUAUUAUCUUCUGUGAAGACAACAAUGGCAGUGUCAACCGGAUCUUCAUUGCUGCCGAAAAACGCGUUUUAAUGGAAGCGGAUGACAUUUUAGCAGCUGUAUC
Messenger RNA from Paramuricea clavata, 6392 nucleotides. The record is from the annotation of a GenBank genome assembly. Lineage: Eukaryota; Metazoa; Cnidaria; Anthozoa; Malacalcyonacea; Plexauridae.